Molecule: messenger RNA, 2470 nt
Organism: Trichosurus vulpecula (common brushtail)
Lineage: Eukaryota; Metazoa; Chordata; Mammalia; Diprotodontia; Phalangeridae
Gene: GLB1L
Product: galactosidase beta 1 like
Biological process (GO): carbohydrate metabolic process
Cellular component (GO): vacuole
Molecular function (GO): beta-galactosidase activity
Source: RefSeq, a predicted model, not a curated record
UCCAGCCGCACCCCUUCCCUCGCCCUCUCUGGCGCUUGGAGGACCCUCUCCUCCUUCUGGGGGUCGGGCCCGAGCCCCGAGCUCCGGACCGGGCUCCUCCAAGCUCCGUGUCCCCGCCCGGCUCGGGGAAGCCAGCCCCACCCCACCACCCGUCACGGUCUGGGCAUCACCCCCCUCGGUCCCCUCCCUGAGGCGGCUUCAUCCCAUGCCCCAGACAUCCAUUCAUCCACCCACUCAUGAGUUCAGCCUACUCGGUUUUCGGGUUUUGUUUUGCCUGUUUCGUUUUGCUAGAGGUGGGGGACUACGUCUUCCGCAGGGGGAGGGGGCGCUUGGGGAUCCGCCCCGCCCAGGAGUAGGACCACGUGACGUGGCCGGCGGCCUUCGCAGAGAUCGGCCCCAGCUAGCCAUGGGCCGCGGGGCGCAGCUCUGGCUACUCUACCUGCUCCACCUGCUGGCCCAGGCAGCCCCCAGAUCCUUCGUGGUGGAUCGGGAUCGGGGCGUGUUCCUGCUAGAUGGGGUCCCAUUCCGCUACGUGUCGGGCAGCUUGCAUUACUCCCGGGUCCCCAGCCAGCUUUGGUCCGACCGGCUCCACAAGAUGCGCAUGAGCGGCCUCAACGCGGUGCAGGUUUAUGUGCCUUGGAACUAUCAUGAGCCACAGCCUGGGGUCUACAACUUCCAAGGCAAUCGGGAUCUGGUGGCAUUUCUGAAGGCGGCAUCCAGUGAGGACUUGUUGGUAAUUCUGAGACCAGGCCCCUACAUUUGUGCAGAGUGGGAAAUGGGUGGUCUCCCAUCCUGGCUGCUUCGAAAACCUGACAUUGUCCUAAGAACCUCAGAUCCAGACUUCCUUGCUGCAGUAGACUCUUGGUUCCAUGUCUUGCUGCCCAUGGUGCAGCCGUGGCUCUACCACAAUGGGGGCAACAUCAUCAGUGUCCAGGUGGAAAAUGAAUAUGGCAGCUAUUAUGCCUGUGACUAUAGAUACAUGAGACACCUGGCUGGGUUAUUCCGGGCACUGCUGGGGGAUGAGAUCUUCCUGUUUACCACAGACGGGCCUGAAGGGCUCAGCUGUGGCACCCUACAGGGACUCUAUUCCACUGUGGAUUUUGGCCCAGCUGACAACAUGACCAAGAUCUUUGCCAUGCAGCGGAAAUAUGAGCCCCAUGGGCCCCUGGUGAACUCAGAGUACUAUACAGGCUGGCUGGACUACUGGGGUGGCAAUCACUCGACAGAGGAUAUAAAGUCUGUGACUAGUGUGCUACAGGACAUCCUGGAGUUGGGGGCAAAUGUGAACAUGUACAUGUUUCAUGGAGGCACCAACUUUGGCUACUGGAACGGUGCUGAUUGGAAGAAGGUCUACCUACCAGUCACGACCAGUUAUGACUACGAUGCACCUAUCUCUGAAGCUGGGGACCCCACACCGAAACUACUUGCCAUCCGAAUGGUCAUUAGCAAGUUCCAGGAACUUCCCUUGGGGCCCUUGCCCCUCCCUAGCCCUAAGAUGAAGUUUGGACCUGUGACCCUGAAGCUGGAUGGUGGUCUGCUGGACUUUCUACAUGUCCUGUGUCCUGAUGAGCCCAUCCACACCCAUUUACCCCUAACUUUUGAGGCUGUCAAGCAGGAUUAUGGCUUCUUACUGUACCGGACAUGGCUGCCCCAGAACUUGACAAAACCAACUCAACUCUGGGUCCAGAACAAUGGUAUCCAUGACCGUGCCUAUGUGAUGCUGGAUGGGGUGUUUCAGGGGAUUAUGGAACGAGACAAGGAAGAAGCACUGUUUUUGACUGGGCAGGCGGGAUCCACGUUGGAUGUGCUGCUGGAGAAUAUGGGGAGGAUCAGCUUUGGAUUCAAUGUCAGUGACUUUAAGGGCCUGAUACAGCCUUUGGUCCUGGGGAAAGUUGUCCUCACUGACUGGAAGCUCUUUCCUCUGAAUAUUGAUGCCCUUAUGGACUCAGAUAAUAGGGUAUUUGAGACCCCAAAGCACGAUAUGAAGUCUCCCUCUGGCCCUGCCUUCUACUCUGCAACUUUUCGACUCCCAGGUCCUGCCUGGGACACAUUUCUAUACCUUCCAAGUUGGACCAAGGGCCAAGUCUGGAUCAAUGGGUUUAAUCUGGGCCGUUACUGGACAAAACGGGGCCCACAACAAUCACUCUACGUGCCAGGACCCCUACUUUUGCCCACAGGUGCCCCCAACAGCAUCAAACUGCUGGAGUUGGAGCAUGCACCUCCUGGGACUCAAAUCCAGUUUCUGGACAGACCUCUCCUCAAUGCCACUAUACACUAAAUACACUGUUGCUGACCUUCAGCUGACUGCCCUAGGGAAGGGCCAUCCCAGGCCCUGGGUGUGAGGUGUGGUUCUGUGGCUUUUCCUGAUGCCUGGUUUGGCAGAGAGGUUGGAGAUGUCCAACUGAAAUGCUGUUUCUUUAUCCAACUUUAUUGCAUUAAAUUUCAGAGACUCCAUACCCUUCUCCCUCCA